Messenger RNA from Trichoplusia ni (cabbage looper), 3159 nucleotides. RefSeq lists its product as uncharacterized. The record is from RefSeq and is a predicted model, not a curated record. Lineage: Eukaryota; Metazoa; Arthropoda; Insecta; Lepidoptera; Noctuidae. Gene Ontology annotation, molecular function: zinc ion binding; catalytic activity; nucleic acid binding. The coding region runs from base 1 to 3159 and encodes 1052 amino acids. The transcript is spliced from 3 exons.
AUGGGAGGUGGUUCGGCGGGUCAGUCCUCAGAUGAGGACGGCCUGCCAGCUCCGAAGCUGCCGACCGGGAGGAGAGGUCGGCAGACAUCGAGGGGAGCGAGUGCUUCGCGGCCGCGGAGGGACGCACAGGGCAGGUUUGUGCGUUCCAGUGCCCAGGCGGCCAGCGAAGCGGAGAGCGACGUGGGGGUCACCACGGAGGACCCUGGCGGCGAGAGCGGUGCUUCGCUGGGGAGCUCGAAGGCGGAGCUCAACGCCGCCAGAAGGGAGCAGCGCAAAGCCGUCGCGGCCGACGAAGUGUCGGCGAUGGCAGAGCGCGCGCGUGAGCGACGCGCUGCUCUCAGCGGCCGAAGGGGGCGAGCCAUCCGCGGCGGCCCUGAGCCAGCUGGCCUUGGACGGGGUGGACUUGGUCCUGAAGGACGGCCUCAGACGAGGUCGCGAAGUUGCAGGAGGAGAACGGCCGCCUCCGUGCCGACCUGGAGGACUCCGGCGGCAAGUCGCUGCGCUGAGCGAGCAGCAACAGCGACGCACGCCGCCCACUGUCGCCGCACCGGUGGUGGCCCCGUCUCCCGCACCGAGACCGGCAAGCGCUCGUUCCGACGACGAGGUCGAGCGCAUAGUCCGGCUCUGCAUGCUCCAGUGCGGGAGCAUGGUCAAUGCCCGCAUAGAGGCGGUGUCUCGGCGCCUCCCCCCGGAAACCCUCCGUCCGCCCCUAGCGGCCGACGCAAGACGGAGGACGGAGGAGCCGCCGAGGCCUGCGCCUCGCCAGGGGAAGCCCACGGGGGCGUCAAAAAGCCCGGCGAGGGAGCCCCGCCAAGUGCUAAGCCCACGACGGCCGGCUCUAAGGGUGAGAGCUGGGCGACAGUCGUGGGCCGCAAGAAGGCCCGCAAAGCCGCAAAGGCGGACUCCGCAGCAGCGCGCGCCCCAGGCCCUACGGCAAAGGCGGCUGCGCAGCCUGCGCGACGGACUGCCAAAGGCGGUCGCAAAGGACCGGCGGUGCGUGCCCCGCGUUCCGAGGCCGUGACGCUGACGCUGCAGCCCGGGGCUGCGGAGCGCGGCGUUACGUACCAGUCGGUCAUUGCCGAGGCCAAGGCCAAGAUCAAAUUGUCAGAUCUUGGCCUCCAGUCCGUCACCGUCAGGCAGACCGUCACGGGUGCGCGGCUGUUCGAGGGUGGCCGGUGCUGCGAGCGGCAGCGCCGAAAAGGCGGACGCUCUGGCCGCCAAAAUGAGGGAGGUCCUCAACCCCGAGGACGUCCGGGUCUCCAGACCGGUGAAAACCGCAGAGGUGCGGAUCACCGGUCUGGACGAUUCCGUGACCCCGAGGAAGUGGUGGCGGCCGUUGCCCGCAGUGGAGAGUGUCCCCGGAUAGGGUGCGGGCCGGCGACAUACGCACCGACGCCACCGGACUCGGCGCAGUCUGGGUUCGGUGCCCCUGUGGCGUCGGCGAAAAAGAUCGGCCUUAGCUGGCGAAGUGAAGGUGGGCUGGGUUGCAGCGAGGGUAAAACUCCUGCAACCCCGGGCUUUGAGGUGCUUCCGGUGUCUGGAAAAGGGGCACGUCCGGGGCAAAGUGGCACCUCCGCAGCAGACCGUAGCGGUCUCUGCUAUCGCUGCGGUCAGCCCGGUCACAAGGCGGCCCAGUGUUCCGCCGCGCUAAACUGCUGCCUGUGUUCGGCCGCGGGGAAAGCCGGCGGGACACAGAUUGGGCGGGGGAGCCUGUGGCAUGCCCACCAGCACUGCCAAAAAGGCAGGGAAGAGGAGCUCCAAGCCUGCCGGGGUAACCUCGCAGCCCCGCAGGCUGGUAGCUCCGCGACCGACUCCCGGUCCGGGACUGGUUGCCGGGGGAAUGGAUUGUCAAUAAUGGCGCAAUUCCAUUUCCUCCAGGGCAACAUCAAUCACUCUGCCAGAGCUCAGGAUCUUCUACUCCAGACUAUGGCAGAGUGGUCGAUCGACGUGGCUGUGGUCGCCGAGCCGUACUUCGUCCCCGCCCGUGACAACUGGUUGGGGUGCGCUGACGGUUUGGUGGCCAUUAUUGGCGGGACUCUGAUCGACCCGUCCAGGGGCCGCGGCUGGAGUCUCGCCGACUUCGAGGGUUUCCUUGUCGAGUUGGGCGCCGUCGUGAACCGCUACCACCCUCGUCCCGUUCUGGUGCUCGGGGAUCUCAACGCCAAGUCAUCGGCGUGGGGAUCUCCGGUCACUGACUCUCGGGGCGAGGCGUUGGAAGAGUGGGCGGUGACGACCGGUCUGGUCGUCCUGAAUCGGGGUUCGGAAUACACGUGCGUGCGGCAGCGGGGCGGGUCGAUUGUGGACGUCUCGUUCGCAAGCCCCUCUGUCGCCGGCCGAGUCCGCGACUGGCGUGUCGCCGUGGAGGUGGAGACGUUAUCGGACCAUCGUUAUAUCCGGUUCGACGUCUCCGCCCAGACCGCGAGCGGCCGCCAUCCAACAACCCCGAUCAACGACGGCCCCCGAUGGGCGCUCAAGCGCAUCGACAGGGAACUACUCGAGGAAGCUGCCUUAGUCCAGUCCUGGAUCUGGGAGUCGGCGACGGACGGCCCCGUCGACGUCGAAGCGGUGGCGCUGUGGUUUCGCGGGGCGAUGACGCAGAUUUGCGACGCGUCCAUGCCCCGUGUAAGCCAACAGUCCGCAAGGCGCCGGGUGUACUGGUGGACCGACGAGAUCGCGCGGCUGCGCGUUGAGUGCGUCGCAGCUCGCCGCCGGUACACUCGAUACCGGAGACGACGUCGACGGGAUCCCGUCGAGGAGGGCGCGCUGUAUGAGGUGUACCGCGCGUCCAAGGAGACUCUGUGGCUGGCCAUCGGCGACUCGAAGUCGCGUGCCAGGGAGGAGCUGCUGGGGUCCCUGGACCGGGAUCCGUGGGGGCGCCCCUACCGUUGGGUACGGGGCAAGUUGCGUCCCUGGGCGCCCCCAGUGGUCCAGGGCAUGCAGCCCCAGUUGCUAGAGGCGGUGGUGUCGGCCCUCUUCCCUGAGCGGACGGGACACGUUCCCCCGGCGAUGGCUUCACCCUCAGCCACAGACUCUCCUGAUGAGGAGAGCACCGAUGUCCCCGAGGUGACGCAAGAAGAGACGAGAGCAGCCGUGUCGCGACUCCGGGCGAAAAACACGGCGCCCGGACCCGACGGAGUUCCCGUCGUGCUCUCGUCUUAG